Tripterygium wilfordii is the source of this 675-nucleotide messenger RNA. RefSeq lists its product as uncharacterized. Bases 25 to 393 code for a protein of 122 amino acids. The transcript has 2 exons. NCBI's taxonomy places the organism in Eukaryota, Viridiplantae, Streptophyta, Magnoliopsida, Celastrales, Celastraceae. The record is from RefSeq and is a predicted model, not a curated record.
UUGGAUAAGGUACUUAACAGGGACAUGGUUGAGCAAGCGACGAAAGAAGAGGAGAUGGAGCAGAUAACCGCAAGCGAGAUUGCAGGGUUUGGAGUGGGGACUUUGCUCUUAUGUGCCACCCUUGCUGCCCCAAGAAUUGAUGCUUUUAUUUCAGCUUCACAGAGAAGUUCUCUGGGUAUGUGCAAGAGAUGUGGUGAUCUGAGGAUGAUAGCCUGCUCCAGAUGUAAAGGACUUGGUUCAGUCAAAUCUGGCGGACCGGAGAGUUUUAACCUUAUAGGUGACUUGUAUGAAUCACUUGGUGGUGAAUCAAAGAUGAAACCUAUUGCAUGCACCAAAUGUCAAGCUAGAGGUCAUUUCUCUUGCCCGGAUUGUUCUCAAAUACCAUCAGUCUGAUUAGCUUCAAUUUUAAAAAGAAAAGAAAUCCCAUCUCCCCCUAAUGCUCUAUUCGAAACUUGAUAUCGAUCUUAACUCUCUGUCUAUAGUAACUAUUGUUAUUAUCAUUGUUGUCUGGAGAGGCUCAUCAAACAUCUGUGUAGAAAAUAGAAGAUCUGUAAAAGUAGCAGAUGCUUCAUUCUGCCGAAUUGUUUAUGCCGCGACAUUAGUUGGUGAGUUUUUGGAUGCUUGUCCUUUUUAGCAGUGACUUGAUUUGGUCUUCUAAGCCUUUGUACAAAAAAA